UCCAAUCUUUAUCCUCCAGCCAAAGCUUCAGCAGAACCAGUCAUGUGCCUUCCUCUCUUGGAUCCCUUUAUUCACCCAGCCUUCCGUGAUGUCUUUGAAACAAUGCCAUUUUGUGACAAGCUUACCUUCCUGUACGUUCAUUCCUUGGACAGGCUAAAGCUGUGGCAUAAGUUGCCGGUGUUCCUAGGGUUGACGUACCUGCAGCAACGUCGAACUCUGCAUGAGAAGUACAGCCUCCUCAACGUGGGAAUGCCCGAUACGACUCCGUUCAACCCCGACGACUACGCCUACAGAACCGACGACGGGGAGUACAAUGACCCGGAGAACAGUAAGGCUGGGAGCCAGAACACCUUCUUCGGGAGGAACAUGCCACCCAUGGAACAGAAUAACCAUCUCUUGAGCCCCGAUCCAGCGGUCGUGGCGACCAAACUUCUAGCUCGGAGGACGUACAAAGACACAGGCAAACAGUUCAACCUGAUCGCAGCUUCAUGGAUACAGUUCAUGGUGCACGACUGGAUGGAUCACCUGGAGGAUACUGAGCAGGUAGUACUCCAUGCUCCUCCGCUGGUCGCUCAUGAAUGCCCGCUGAAGUCAUUCAGGUUCUACAGCACAAAGGAGGUGCCCACAGGUGGUGAAGCCAUUGAGACAGGCCACCUAAACAUCCAGACUUCUUGGUGGGAUGGAAGUGCUAUAUAUGGAAGUGAAGGAAAAAAGGAGGCAAAGGUGAGGACGCAUGUCGAUGGAAAAUUGAAGAUAGGGGACAAUGGUCUUCUUCAACACGAGGUUAAUGGAAUCGCAAUAUCCGGCGACAUUCGAAAUAGCUGGGCUGGAGUUUCUGCUUUGCAAGCUCUCUUUGUCAAGGAACACAACGCUGUUUGCGAUGCCCUAAAGGAGGAAGAUCGUGAUCUUAACGACGAAGCGUUGUUUCGGCACGCAAGACUUGUAACAUCUGCAGUCAUUGCGAAAAUUCACACCAUUGAUUGGACGGUGGAGCUCCUUAAAACUCAUACCAUGAAUGCUGCCAUGCAUACCAACUGGUAUGGCUUGUUGGGGAAGAAGAUUAAAGACACCUUUGGGCACAUAGGAGGACCUGCUCUUGGAGGACUAGUUGGACUUAAGAAACCUAAUAACCAUGGAGUUCCCUACUCCUUGACCGAUGAGUUCACUAGUGUUUACAGAAUGCACUCGCUCCUUCCAGAUUCUCUUAAGCUUAGGAACAUCAAUACCAAUCCUGGACCAAAUAAAUCUCCCGAAUACCUCAAAGAUGUCAAGAUGGAGGAGCUAGUUGGCAUAACAGGUGAAUCCACGUUGAACGAGAUUGGCUUUGAAAGGCAGGUUGUGUCGAUGGGCCACCAAGCCUGUGGAGCUCUUGAGCUGUGGAACUACCCCUUCUUCUUCAGGGAUCUUAUCGCACAAAACGUCGAUGGAACUGAAAGAUCAGAUCAUGUAGACAUGCCUGUUCUUGAAAUAUACCGCGACCGAGAGAGGAGGAUUCCACGGUACAAUCAAUUCCGAAGGAAACUGAUGAUGAUCCCAAUUUCCAAAUGGGAGGAUUUGACGGAUGACAAGGAAGCAAUUGAAACCAUAAGAGAAAUAUAUGGAGAUGACGUAGAGAAGUUAGAUCUUCUCGUGGGCCUGAUGGCGGAGAAGAAGAUCAAAGGAUUCGCCAUCAGCGAAACUGCUUUCGUCAUCUUUAUCUUAAUGGCAUCAAGGAGACUGGAAGCUGAUCGUUUCUUCACGAGCUAUUUCAAUGAGAAGACGUACACCAAGAGGGGGUUCAAGUGGGUGAACACCACAGAAAGCUUAAGAGAUGUUCUCCUGCGCCAUUACCCUCAUACUGUUUCCAAAUGGAUGAACUCCACCAGUGCAUUCUCCGUGUGGGAUGCUCCACCUAAUUCCUUCAAUCCCAUUCCGCUGCUUCUACGGUUCCCAAGUUAAGCGCCAGUAGUGAAGUGAGGAUUCGUGUGCGUCUAAGUUUCUGCAUCCAUGACAAGUGGUUUAAUUCCCUUUCCGAACUCAUGAAGCCAUCGUUCCUUUGAUUGAUUCAUCCAAACAAUAAAGUGUGUUCCUUCAUGUCUGCUUGAUCCUCUAGUUUGUUCUCUUAAUUA
Molecule: messenger RNA, 2108 nt
Organism: Musa acuminata subsp. malaccensis (wild Malaysian banana)
Lineage: Eukaryota; Viridiplantae; Streptophyta; Magnoliopsida; Zingiberales; Musaceae
Product: alpha-dioxygenase PIOX
Biological process (GO): response to oxidative stress
Molecular function (GO): oxidoreductase activity, acting on single donors with incorporation of molecular oxygen, incorporation of two atoms of oxygen; heme binding; peroxidase activity
Source: RefSeq, a predicted model, not a curated record